Dioszegia hungarica is the source of this 1410-nucleotide messenger RNA. RefSeq names its product beta-lactamase/transpeptidase-like protein. The record is from RefSeq and is a predicted model, not a curated record. The transcript has 5 exons. Lineage: Eukaryota; Fungi; Basidiomycota; Tremellomycetes; Tremellales; Bulleribasidiaceae. Bases 1 to 1410 code for a protein of 469 amino acids.
AUGCCUCCAACGGCGGGUCCGGCGAGACAGCUUUUAGGUCGUAUGGUACAGCAUAUGGCAGCGAUCCAGUCACGCCCAGGCUCCCAGACUCGGUUCCCACUGUGCUCCAUGACUAAGCAUAUCAUGGCACUCGCGCUUAUACGCCUGCUAUACGACCACGGCCUCAACGAGAACACCCCAAUUCGUCAGAUUCUACCUCGAUUCAGGCUCACAAACGAGGCAGAUGGCACGACGACCGUUACUUUUGCUCAUUUAUUGAGCCAUACUACCGGUAUCGACGCAGACAGCGGUAUGUGGAGUGAGAUAGAGGCGAGGAAGGUUGACCUCUACGACUACCUUGCCGGGGUCGAAUGCCCGAAUUCUCCUGGAGCGCGAUGGAGAUACGCCAACAUCAUGUAUGACCUGUGCGUCCCGGCUAUCGAGGCACUCGCCGAAGAGACUGUCGAGGCCUACUUGGGUCGAAUCUUCUUUGGGCCCCUCGGUAUGACAGCCACUAGCUUCAGGGGUGAAGGAGGCGAGGAUGCCGCGGAGGGACACGUGAGGGGAGAUGGGGCUGAAAGCGGGGGCGAUCUGGCGCCGAAGCCACUGGUGAUACAUUACGGGGCCGACUUUGGCCUGCGAUCCCUCGAAAACCCAAUCGCAUGGAAAGGAUCAGCUGGAUUGGCAAAAUGGCUGGCGUACCUGCCUACAGACCCCUUCUACUCUCUCAUCGCCAAGCCUCAGAUCAGCGCUGGCGAUCCAGAUCGACCAGGCAACUCUAUCAUCGACAAGCCCGAGGAGUAUGGGAUGGGACUUUUCAGUGGGUCUUGUCGCGGAGCCGCCUAUGUUGAGCAUUACGCUUCGAUACCCGGUUUCACUGGAUCCAUGAUCUACUUCCCUUCCCUCGGUAUUUCAUUGGUCAAUAUGUGCAAUAGCAAAGAAGGGCGAGAGAUGGGUUAUCUGAUCAUAGGGACUUUGAUCAGUAGGAUCAUGGGUGAGGACCUGGAGCCGGUCAUCAAGUCGAGAAUGAAACGGGAGAGAGACCUCCGCAUCAUGAGAGAGAUCUCUGGGUUCAAUUCCAUCGAAGGGAGUCCACCUAGCCCCGCCUGCAAUAUCGUCGGAUCCUACUUUGGAAGAGGUAUCGGCAAGCUCACGUUCGCCACCGGCGACAAUGUCAAGAUUCGACCUCGCUGCGUCGACCUACCAUGGCUCUGCUGGCUCUAUGGGGACAUCCGCCCUCUUGUUACUUAUCUCGAAGAUGGGAAGUACGCCGGCUGUCUCGAGUAUAGCGCAUGGUCGAGGGAAGGCGAGGAGGCUGGACCGGCCAAGUACGGCUACCCGUUCCGGCUGGAGAAGGUGACGGGAAGCGAUUCGCUUCACGUUUCCCAGAUCUAUGAGGGCGGGCCAUUCCUGCUAUCUCCCACCUCAUAG